This is a messenger RNA of Suillus plorans, 2181 nucleotides long. RefSeq lists its product as uncharacterized. The record is from RefSeq and is a predicted model, not a curated record. The transcript is spliced from 9 exons. Lineage: Eukaryota; Fungi; Basidiomycota; Agaricomycetes; Boletales; Suillaceae. Bases 1 to 2181 code for a protein of 726 amino acids.
AUGGAUGAUUCCACAUAUCCAUGGCCUUCGAAAGCAACCUUUAUCAUGGACCUCCUCUUUGGUUCAAUGUGCCUGCAAUUUUCAGAGGCACAGAAAAAAGCUGUGCUCAGUUGGGCACGUGAAAUGGGCGCUCAAAAUGUGCCUACCUUGUAUGUGCUUCGCAAAGCCCAAGAUCAUGUUCGUAGCUGCAUCGGGAAUCCAACUUGCAAGGUUACAGCAUCUUCUGGUAAUAUCUUUUAUAUAAACUCAAUCGGCUCUGCGAUCGCUAAGGACUAUUCCAAUCCUCUCACUUGCUUCUGCAUGCAUGACUAUCCUGAAGAUGGGAGAGGGAAUAUGUCUCAAGUGCACCAUGGAUUGAAGAUGCUGCAUGAACUUCCCAAAGAACUACCUGUCCCAUCCGUUCGUGUCAACAACAAUAUCUACUUCCGGAAUGAGCUGCUUCAGUCAACAACUGGAUUUUUUAUUCCUACAUGUUUCUUUCAAGGCAAUGUCUCUAGCCGUGACACUGAGCGAGCAUUAUUGCAGGUCCUUGCAUUGGGACAUCCAGUUGUACGGACGGAGGCAGGUUUUGCAGUAGAUCCUGAGCGCGUCAUAUUGGAAGUUUCAUCGUUUCAAUGGACCUACAUAGACUUGCAGACUGACAUACAUUUGUGUGGGUUUACACCGACAUCACAAUCCUUUGCUGCAGAAAUGCCCAACCCACUGUGUGAAAAGUCAAAUGGUCGACUUGUCCUCACUGUUCCCCUCAUAAUCUUCAUGGACGAUGUCUCUGGGAAUGUGUCGAAGCAGUGGAACAAACAUCACGCGGUGUACAUGUCUAAUGCCUCCAUGCCGCGUGAGAUGCUUGAAAAGGAAUUCUGCGUUCGUUUUGUGUCAUCCUCACUGCAUGCUUUACCCAUGGAGAUCAUCAAAGGCGUCAAAGAGUCAAUCAGGGCUGCCGCAGAUGAGGGCAUUGUUGCAUACGACUGCAAAUAUAAAGAUGAGGUUAUGCUUAUCCCUUAUGGCCUAUUUGAAGCAGGAGAUAACCCCAUGCAGGCGGAAGAGUGUAGCCACGGCGGUUUACACUGCAAUUACUUCUGUCGCACAUGCAAAGUAGGAGGGACGACAUCUAUGAAACAGUCUGAUGAAGGGUAUCUUAAACUAUUCGAGAUUGGAGAGCUUCACCGACCAGAAGAAACGAUUCAGCAGAUUCUCGAGCAGAUUGAGCUUUUGAAGUUGUCUGGUGGAACUACAAAAGUCCAGAAUGCUGUCUCGUCGACUGGCACCCGUGACACUACCUCUGCAUCGAUUAUAAACCGCCUCCUGGAACACAGGAAGCAACCUGGGAAACCGGCGAUCAACAAACGAGAAGUCCGACAGACAUUGGAGAGGGAGUUCGAGGAAAUGCUGGGCGGUCUCUCUGUUGAGGAUUAUAUUAACCCUUUGCUUAGCAUGACAGGGCUCAACAUCCAUCAAGACACGCCAACAGAGAUUCUUCAUACCAUUCUCCUUGGCAUUGUGAAGUACUUUUGGGGUCAGACUAUCUGGAUCCUUGACAAAGCGCACCUUGUCAAGACAUUCCAAGCCAGAUUGGACAAUAUCAACAAAGACGGCCUCAAUUCACCCACUCUUGGCGCAGAGUAUAUCUGUCGGUACAGUGGUAGUCUGAUCGGCAAACACUUCAAGAGUCUUGCUCAGCUCAUGCCUUUUCUUAUAUACGAUCUUGUUCCAUCCGCUGUUCUGAAUGGAUGGACUGUCAUUGGACAGCUAGUGGUCUUGCUGUGGCAUACGAGAAUUGAUGAUGUCGAGGAAUAUCUGGCUUGUCUUACUUGCACUAUUGACGAUUUCCUCAACAUCUCAGUUCAGUGUGCGCCUAGCAUUAUCCUGACCAAAUCAAAAUUUCAUUUUUUACUCCAUAUUCUGGCAUAUAUCCGAAGGUUUGGGCCACCUAUCUUGUUCUCAACUGAACACUUCGAGUCCUUCAACCACAUCUUCCGACUCAGCUGUGUUCAUAGCAACCGUCAAGCGCCGAGUCACGACUCAUGCAAUGUGUUUGCAUAUAAUGAUAUUCUCAAGCAUGUCACUACUGGGGGGUUUUGGAUGGAGUCAAAAAGCAAGCAGUGGGUGCAUGCUGCUCCAGGUGUCCUCACACAUAUUACAGUGACCUAUCUCCAUAUAAUACGAGGGAACGGACAUGCAUAA